Molecule: messenger RNA, 1575 nt
Organism: Fukomys damarensis (Damara mole-rat)
Lineage: Eukaryota; Metazoa; Chordata; Mammalia; Rodentia; Bathyergidae
Gene: Gdpd1
Product: glycerophosphodiester phosphodiesterase domain containing 1
Exons: 10
Coding region: 93-1037 (314 amino acids)
Biological process (GO): glycerophospholipid catabolic process; N-acylethanolamine metabolic process
Cellular component (GO): endoplasmic reticulum membrane
Molecular function (GO): phosphatidylcholine lysophospholipase A1 activity; phosphoric diester hydrolase activity
Source: RefSeq, a predicted model, not a curated record
GACCUUGAGCUGCCGCCGCCGCAGCCGUUGCGACCGUCGCAGCGGGGUUCCAGAGGCCCGGGAGGUGGGAGACUUCCCAUUCGGUGACUGAGAUGUCGUCCACCGCGGCUUUUUGUCUUCUGUCGACCCUGGGGGGGUACUUGGUGACCUCGUUCUUGUUGCUUAAAUACCCGACCUUGCUGCACCAGAAGAAGAAGCAGCGAUUCCUCAGCAAACACAUCUCUCACCGCGGAGGUGCUGGAGAAAAUUUGGAGAAUACAAUGGCGGCUUUUCAGCAUGCUGUUACAAUUGGAACUGACAUGCUAGAAUUGGACUGCCACAUCACAAAAGAUGAGCAAGUUGUAGUGUCACACGAUGAGAAUCUAAAGAGAUCAACUGGGAUCAAUGUAAAUGUCUCUGAUCUCAAGUAUUGUGAGCUCCCAUCUUACCUGGGCAAACUGGAUGUCCCAUUUCAAAGAGCAUGCCAGUGUGAAGGAAAAGAUACCCGAAUUCCAUUACUGAAGGAAGUUUUUGAGGCCUUUCCUAAUACCCCCAUUAACAUCGAUAUCAAAGUCAACAACAAUGUGCUGAUUAAGAAGGUUUCAGAAUUGGUGAAGCAGUAUAAGCGAGAACACUUAACAGUGUGGGGUAAUGCCAGUUACGAAAUUGUAGAAAAGUGCUACAAAGAGAAUUCAGAUAUUCCUAUACUCUUCAGUCUGCAACGCGUUCUGCUUAUUCUUGGCCUUUUCUUCACUGGCCUCUUGCCUUUUGUGCCUAUUCGAGAGCAGUUUUUUGAAAUCCCAAUGCCUGCUAUCACAUUGAAGUUAAAAGAACCACGCACCAUGUCCAGGAGUCAAAAGUUUCUCAUCUGGCUUUCUGAUACAUUAUUAAUGAGGAAAGCUUUAUUUGACCACCUCACUGCCCGAGGAAUUCAAGUGUACGUUUGGGUAUUAAAUGAUGAACAAGAGUAUAAAAGAGCUUUUGAUCUGGGAGCAACUGGAGUCAUGACCGACUAUCCAACAAAGCUUAAGGAUUUUUUACAUAAUUUUCCAGCAUAGAAAAAGGUACUAGGGUAUACUCAGAGAAGUCACGGAAAGACCUAAGAAUAUAUAACCAUCAUUUCCCUAAGAUAGUUCCAGAAUGAUAAUGGUUUAAUCAGUUAAGUUUUGAUUACCUCAUUUUUAAGCCUGUAUGAGAAUGUAGAAACUAUAUAUUGUAUAUUUAUUUUAAACAAUACGGCAUAUUUCACACUUGUAAAUUGUUUAGAAAGAUAACUGGUUUGAAAUGUGAGUAGAUUAUUGAUGAAGGUAUCUGUAUAUAAUGCAGUAUUCUACUAUAAUUACUUCCAAAAUCAAAGACUGUUGGAUUAAUUUGCCAUUAGUCUUGAUUGGAAUAAGACCAACUAAUUUAGUAAAAGAAAGUUAUUGAAGGCCAUUGCAGCUGUUCUGCACUGUCUCAUUAUGUCUAGAAACAUCUUAGUUAAAAAAAAGAAAGAAAAUACAAUGGAAGAAGAGCUUGAAAAUCAAUAUUAGCCAGGAGUGGUGGCAUACACUUUUGAUCCCAGCACUUGGGAGGCUGAGGCAGGAGGAUCACCUC